AUGAAGUACUCGAGGGUGCAGAAGAGAAAGAAGUGGGACGCCACUUCGCUCGACGACGAAUCGUGCUCCAGGUGCGGCAAGUGUCUGACUAAAAUGCAGCUCGUACUACUGUCCGCACUAUUCUGCUCUUCUCUGACGACAGGUGCCGGGCUGGAGAUACGAAAGCUGGACGUACCCAGUAUCGCAGAUCCGAGGUGGGAGAUGGUGUCACUAAGAUGUGAAUAUGAUCUCGGUGGCAAGGAGCUGUAUUCGGUAACGUGGAACAAGGACGGUCAAGAGAUCUUCAGAUUCAUGCCGGGAUCACCGACGCCUAAACGACCUCAAAAUAUCAGCGGACUAUAUAUCGACCUCAACCGAAGUGACCACAAACAAGUGACACUUCUGGGCCCAAACACUGGCAAAGGUAAAGUCGACUUGGCGGGGUCUUACGGCUGCGAGGUGUCAUCCGAAGCGCCAAGUUUUGAGACAGAUUAUAGAGAGGCGAACAUGAGCGUGGCAGUACCCCCUCAAAGUCCUCCGAUACUGGAGGGGAUGCGCCCUUCUUACGAAGUCGGCCAGAUCCUCCAAGUGGAAUGCACGUCAGGGUUAAGUUACCCCCCGGCAGUUUUAACGUUCAUCUUGAACGGUAAAGAGGUAAACAGAGCCUUAACUAAAGACUUGCAUGGAGUUGGCAACAUAGACGGAAAUCUGGUCUCUACGACGCGAUUGGGCUUGACAAUGCGCUUAGAACGACAUCAUUUUUCCGGCGGCAGUUUGACCCUGAUGUGCCAGUCGACACUACCAGGAAUCGCUCAUGACCAGCCUCUCAAUGUCAUCGAAAUCGCCACUCUCGCUGCCAGCAACCAACGUCUCGCCCAAGAACCCCCUAAAUCAGGCUCAGAGUCGAACGUCGAGUUCUACCCGAUUCUGACUUACUGGACAAUGACCGUGAUUCACGUGAUUCGUUACAACAGUCUCAGAUUUCUGCGCGUUUAA
Messenger RNA from Cyphomyrmex costatus, 975 nucleotides. RefSeq lists its product as uncharacterized. The record is from RefSeq and is a predicted model, not a curated record. Bases 1 to 975 code for a protein of 324 amino acids. The transcript is spliced from 4 exons. NCBI's taxonomy places the organism in Eukaryota, Metazoa, Arthropoda, Insecta, Hymenoptera, Formicidae.